AUGAACAAAAAUGGAACAGCUAAAAUGAAUGAUAAUCAAAUAAGAGCCGAAGGUAGAAGGUUAUUUAAACGCUUCUAUAACAUUCCUGAUGGUGUUAAUCCUAAAACUCGUAGAAGUUAUUUAAAUGAAGCCAUAGAUGCAUAUGAAGGAUUUGACAUUUCAUCAGAAAGUGAGAGGUUAGCAAGAAUGUUAAACGUUAAUAUUGAUUUUUAUUAUUGUGACCCUCAACCAGAAGACGUAGACAUUAACAAGGUAGACUUUCCAUUAGUGGAUUCAAUAAUGAUAGAUCCAGAAUUUGAAACAGUAAAUAUUUUAUUAACACAGAGUCCAUGUGGAAAACUUCACGCUGACAGAAUAACAGACGUUGAAGCACUCACAGGAUAUAAAGUUUGCCCCUUUUGCAAAGAAGAAGUAUAUUCUAUCCGUGAUGAUCCAGAAAGGAAAAACCAAAGAAGAUUUUUAAAACAUUGUGAGAAAUGUAAAGAAAAUAAUGGAAGAUUAAUUCAAGACGUUCAAUUGCAAAACACACAACAACCAUAUGCACCACAUAUUACGAAACAGAAGAUAUAUCAGUGGAUAUUAGCUCACAAUUUGCAGGAAUAUUAUCAACCGACAAGAUAUUAUAUUACUUUUGACUUCGAAACAUUAGAGACUAAAGAAGAAUUACAACUUUCUGAGUGUGCAACUUUGAAUGCUUACUUAAAACCAUUCAUGGUAUCAUCAACGGUUAAAUUAAACGAUAAAACAUAUACGAGGAAUUUUUGCUUAACUUCGAGUGAUUCUUUUAUUUCUGAUUGGAUUAAGUUUUUAUUUUCAACCUGUUCAUUAGUUGCUAAAUCAAAUAUUGAACAAUAUGAAGAAUUAAUGAA
This is a messenger RNA of Trichomonas vaginalis G3, 869 nucleotides long. RefSeq lists its product as uncharacterized. The annotation marks the transcript as partial. The record is from RefSeq and is a predicted model, not a curated record. Lineage: Eukaryota; Parabasalia; Trichomonadida; Trichomonadidae. The transcript has a single exon.